Molecule: messenger RNA, 1915 nt
Organism: Neocloeon triangulifer
Lineage: Eukaryota; Metazoa; Arthropoda; Insecta; Ephemeroptera; Baetidae
Exons: 5
Coding region: 139-1725 (528 amino acids)
Source: RefSeq, a predicted model, not a curated record
ACAAUCGAGCAGCGAGCGCGACAGGCAACAUCGCCUCUCCUUUGGACCAACUUUGGACUGCCUGAAAAACAGGCUGACGGAUUUUCGCGCCACAGCAAAUCAUCUGGGUUCGACUGAAGCCAGAACGACGCAGCUGACAUGGAUGAUGAUUUUCUCUGCACAAUCACAGCUUACCACAGAGAAUCUUCUAAGGGCUCCUGGAUGAGACACACCAGUGCAAAGAACUUCCCCACCCUGCAGGACAUGUGCAUCAGCAGGGUGGUGCAUUCCUUCAAGUCUUACGAAACCAAUCCAACUAACCCUGAUGAGAAGAAAACAAACAGAAUCAGCAGCCUACCUUUGGUACUGAAAGAGAAGCUUCUCCGCCACCUCGACUCGGAGCACGAACUCAUCAAAACCAUAGACGAGAAGAAACUCGCCGGCGAAUUGGCUGUCCUGCUCAUCAACAAACAAACCACCUCCUUUGACUUCAGGGCGUGUGGUCUGAAGGAUAUGUCGGACAUGACCUGGCUCCAGUUGUACGAACUGGAGGACAGAGUUUGGACAAAGCUGUACGAAGAGGCGCCCAAUAUGAAGAAAAUCAGGUACAGGGUGAUUCAACCGAAGCCUAUCUACGCCCUCGCCAGCGUUCUUCAGAUGAAAAAUCUGGAGCACCUCGAAUUCCCUCACAUCCUCUUCGACAACAUGAGGCUGGACAUUGUAGCAGAUAAUUUGAAACAGCUCAGGUACCUGAAUGUUUGUUUGCUUCCACUCGAUAUGAACAACGAGGAUUUCUUCGGCAUCGAAAGUCUAACAAAACUGGAGCACCUUCAACAUUUCAUCUUUCACACCAGGCCCUACAGCUACGUCAUGACGCAAAUAAUCAUCAUCCGGACCAUGAAGGAGAUGCCCCACCUGAGGACGGUCGGCUUGUUCCCUCAGCCGAAGAAACCUGACAGCGACAUUCGAGCAAACCACGUUCUGUCCGGCUGCACCAAAUUGAAAAUCGAGCAGUUGGUAUUGAAGGGAGGAUUCGACUUUCCCGAAAACUGCGAAGUUCCCUGUGUCCGAACCGUCCUGAUCGACGAACCGGAAAUCUCCGACCCGGAUCGCCUUCGUCGCUUCCCUGCCCUGGAGGAACUGUACCUGACCAGUGAGAAGGGAAUAACUUUUGCCGAAGUUAUGAAGUGCCUCGACAUUGUGGGUUCAAAACUGACCAAACUCGAAGUAAACGUGAACCGCGACCUGUUUGACCUGAACCUGGUUCUGCUGACCUGUCCUCGCCUCAAGCACUUGUCCGCCCACGCCAGAGGUGGCUUCGACGUCCUCCGGCCUGUUACGAACAAAAUGGUUCAAGGGAAGGACUUGGAAUUGGAGUCGCUCACCCUUGAGCUGGUCAACGACGCAUGGACGUCCAAUGAACCGUCCGACCUGCAAACCAACCUGCUGCAGCAAAUCGUCCAAGCACCCAACUUGAAAACCAUCGUUUUUGAGGAAAUUUACAUCAAGGAAAAAGAGUGUGAAUUUGUUAGCAAUAUGGUCAAAAGUGGAGAAAUUUUCCAAAAACUUAGGUCCUUCAAGUACUCGACUGAUUACCAAGGAAUUUAUCCCACUUGUUACUACACAAUGUUCAGGACCAUAGCUGCCUUUUGUCCAGUUUUGUUCGAAACGAUUUGGGACGGAGCAACAAUUUCUGACUUGCCCAGCAGGUGGGACAAAAACUUGUUUAACUACAAAAAGCACUAAGAAUUUUCAACUGUUUGUGACCGCCACACUUUUAUACUAAAAUUUGAUGAACUUAAAUGCAGAAUUAUGUAAUUUUUUACAUUUCUUAAAACUCUUAUUAAGAAUAUUUGUUUAUAAUUUAAAAAAAAAAACAUCUCAUUAUAUAUAUUUCAAUAAAAUUGACAGUUAUUUCUUUAAUUUUUACUGUUCA